CCUGAACACCCCCAAGGUCCCGUCUCGAGGGAAGAGCAUCUCCCUAGAUCUAUAUACGACGUAACACUGGUGAUAGCGAAAAUGGCGAGGAAUACAAUUUAUCUCCUAAUCCUCGCACUUGUUGGGCCAUACUUGUACGAUCGGUACCUCGCCUAUUGGCCCAUGGUCGCAAAUUUACCAAGUCGGAUGAAGCCUAUAUACACAUUUAGAUCUCACGAACUGAAAUUUCAAGACCGAAUAAGGAAUUGCGAGGAUGUUGUGCUGGACGAGGGCAUGGGGUUGGCGAUUCUGAGUUGCGAUGCGGGGAGAGAUAGGUGGAAUACUGUUAUGGCAUCUUUCCAUCCCGAAAAGGGUAUCAUAAGCGGUGGCCUCUAUCUCUAUGACUACUCAACCUCCAAUCUCCCAGAUUCAGACGCCCUAAAGCCGCUGACACUUAAAAACUUCGACACCACCGACUUCCACCCCCUAGGCAUAGACUUUGACGCCGCGACGUCCACACUCUACGUCGUCAACCACGCGCAAUCCGGCUCCGCAAUCGAAGUCUUCAACCUCUCUGUCAAAUCCGCAAUCGCGACCCACGUCCAGACUUUCAAGCACCAACUCUUGCACUCCCCAAAUGCCAUCCAAGUCCUAGGCAAAGGGAAAAUCUUGUUCACAAACGACCACUACAUCCGCGCCUCAUUGUCACCUUUCUUGUCUCAAGUCGAAACCUGGGGUGGGAUCCCGGGUGGCAGCGUGAUAUAUGUUGAUCUCGCGGACCCGCUGGCUGCAAAGACGGUUGCGUGGGUGCCGUUUGCAAAUGGUAUUGUGAUGUUGAAUCAAACCACCUUAGCGGUAGCCAGUAGUUCGAAGCCCGGGGUGCUAUUCUACACCGUGACGCCGCAGUAUGAUCUCCAGUACAAAGGCUUCAUCCGCACGCCUUCGACAGUCGAUAACAUCUCCGUCGACGGCAAAGGUAAGCUCUUGAUAGCCGGGCAUCCAUUCCCUCCUACGUUAUUCACAGUCGCGAAGAACCGUUGGCGGUGUGAUUUGGAGAGUGAGGAGGCGGAUGAGAAGGAGGCUUGUCGAUGUAAUGCGCCGAGUUGGACCGCGGAGUGGAGUGAGGGGGAUGGGCUUAGGGAUUUGUAUAAAGGGUUUGAGAUUUGUAGUAGUAGCAGUGUGGUUAGGGAUACGGGGAGGGGGGUGGGGAUUAUUAGUGGGCUGUAUGAGAGGGGGAUUAUGGUGUUUAAGGACUAG
Lindgomyces ingoldianus is the source of this 1236-nucleotide messenger RNA. Its product is annotated as calcium-dependent phosphotriesterase. The coding region runs from base 82 to 1236 and encodes 384 amino acids. NCBI's taxonomy places the organism in Eukaryota, Fungi, Ascomycota, Dothideomycetes, Pleosporales, Lindgomycetaceae. The transcript is spliced from 3 exons. The record is from RefSeq and is a predicted model, not a curated record.